CAUCGCUUGGGAAGAUGCGACCGGACGAGCUGCCCGCGACCAAGUACUUUGCCGCACUCGGCAACCAAGCCUCGGCCAUGGCCAUGGACGACCUUUCCAUGGACGACGACCGAAGCAGCGAAGGCAACCAAGUCGAGCUCGGUGCCAGUGGCCUCCGCGCGUCGCGCCAGGCCGACGACAUGGACGACUUCGUCAAGAUGGACAUUACGCUGCAGAUGGACCUGCUCCACAGCAAGACGGCGGAAGAGAAGGUACAGAUCUACAAGGUCUACGUGAGCAAGCUCCUGCAUGAGCUCGUCGCGACCGAGACGGCGUCCGAGGAUCUUGAGUACGAACUCCAGCUCAAGAACGAACAGAUCGCGCAGAUGAGCCGAAGGAUCGACGACCUCAACGUGCUCGAGUCCGUCCAGACGAUGACCGACUUUGAAGAGAGCGUCGACGUCGAGGCGUACCUGAGCUCCCCCGCGGACCUCCGCAGCCUCUUCAAGCAAAAGGACGCCGAGCUCACGUUCUUCCGCAGACGCGUCAAGCGAGCCGACGACCAAAAUGAGAAACUGCAAGCACGUCUGAGCGAGAUCGACCAAGAGCUCGCACGGGCGACGAUCGUCAACCGGCAGCUCAAGACGGACCUGCAGAACGAAGUCAAGCGGCGGGAAGAGUCCAACAAGAAGACGAGCCUUCUCCGCGAGAAGCUCAAUGACUUGCGCAAAUCGUCGUCCCCAAAGAAAACGGCACCCGAGACUCUCGAGCUCCAGGAAAAGCUGAUCGCCGCCAACGAGAUCAUUGCACAGCUGCGGGCGUUUGCAGACGCCGACCAAGCGACCAAGCUUGCCUACCAAAACGAAGUGAACGCGCUCACAAGCCGCGUCGCAGAGCUCGAGGCGUCCCACGCUGUCUUGCAAGAUACCUUGACGUCCAAGGACCACGAGCUCCGGCAGAUCCAUGAAGAGGCCAAAAUGCAUGUCGAUGCGGCCGAGAAUCGCCUGCGUAAAAGCGAAGUCGUGCGUCGCACGCUACACAACCAAGUCAUGGAACUCAAGGGCAACAUCCGCGUCUUCUGCCGUGUGCGGCCGCCGUUGCCGUCGGAGCGAUCGUUGCGACGCCCGCUGGACGAGAUGUACAGUUUUCCCGACUACGACAAGGAGAAGAAGAAGCUCGUACUUGUCGCCGAUGCACGCACGCACACGAGCUAUACGAGCCAGGAGACUCCUGGCGCCAAGAAGUGGCCGUUCGAGUUCGACCAAGUGUUUGACUGGACGGCGUCGCAAGAAGAGAUGUUUGCCGAAGUCGCGGCGCUCGUGCAGUCGGCCGUCGACGGCUACAACGUGUCGAUCUUUGCCUAUGGCCAGACAGGGUCGGGCAAGACGUACACAAUGCAAGGCGACGAAGCGGCGCUCACAGACUUUAGCGCGAGCCAUCUCGUCAACAAUGCCAACCUCGGCAUCGUCGGUCGCACGAUGACCCACAUCUUUGCUACAUGCAAGCACCAAGCGCAGCACGGCUGGGAGUACACAAUCGCCUUCGAGAUGUAUGAGAUCUACAACGAAAGCAUCAAAGACCUCAUGGCGCCGCCGGGCCAGCCAACCAAGGAGGUCGGCGCGCUUCUCGAUGGGGAUGGCAACGUGCAUGUGACCAACCUACACGUUGUCAACGUCCAAGACGAGCGCCAUGCGAUGCAGCUCCUCAAGCAGGCGACAGCGCGCCGGAGUAUGAAAAAAACCCAGCGCAACGACGUGUCGUCGCGAAGCCAUUGUAUCACGACGCUGCGGCUCACGGGCACACACGCGACGUCAGGCAGCGUCCGCACCGGCGCCGUGUACCUCAUUGAUCUUGCGGGCUCGGAGCGUUUGAAGAGCUCGGGCAGUGGCAACGACCCCGUGAUGCUCAAGGAGGCGCAGAACAUCAACAAGAGUCUCGCUGCGCUCGGCAAUGUCAUCUCUGCGAUCGCCAGCAAGAAGUCGCACGUGCCGUUCCGGGACACAAAGCUGACCUAUGUAUUACAAAACACGCUGGGCAAGGACAGCAAGACGCUCAUGAUUUGCACGCUGUCGCCGCUCGAAGAGCACCGCGAAGAGAGCCUGAAUACCCUCCGGUUUGCAAAGAAAGUCAACGCGUGCGAACUCGCGGUUGCGGGCAAGUAAUGAGGAUCCGCUCGUGUUUGAAUCUGUCGUACCAUGUUACACGUGUAUCUACUACGCC
Messenger RNA from Saprolegnia parasitica CBS 223.65, 2199 nucleotides. RefSeq lists its product as hypothetical. Lineage: Eukaryota; Oomycota; Saprolegniomycetes; Saprolegniales; Saprolegniaceae. Bases 15 to 2141 code for a protein of 708 amino acids. Gene Ontology annotation, biological process: microtubule-based movement. The transcript is spliced from 10 exons. The record is from RefSeq and is a predicted model, not a curated record. Gene Ontology annotation, molecular function: ATP binding; microtubule binding; microtubule motor activity.